This is a messenger RNA of Heteronotia binoei (common prickly gecko), 2393 nucleotides long. It is a transcript of the gene ARRDC2, whose product is annotated as arrestin domain containing 2. Gene Ontology annotation, cellular component: plasma membrane; cytoplasm. Gene Ontology annotation, biological process: protein transport. The record is from RefSeq and is a predicted model, not a curated record. The coding region runs from base 1 to 1227 and encodes 408 amino acids. The transcript is spliced from 8 exons. Lineage: Eukaryota; Metazoa; Chordata; Lepidosauria; Squamata; Gekkonidae.
AUGCUGUGGGACCGCGUGAGACGGCUGUCGGUGGAGCUGGACGGGGCGGCGGAGGCGGGGGGGCCGGCCUUCAGCUCGGGCGAGCGGGUGGCGGGGCGGGUGGUGGUGGAGCUGGCGGCGGAGGCGCGCCUGGGGGCCCUGCACCUCCACGCCCGCGGCUGCGCCCACGUCCACUGGACCGAGUCCCGCUCGGCCGGCUCCAGCACCGCCUACACCCAGAGCUACGGCGACCGCCUCGACUUCCUCGCCCACCGCCAGCAGCUCCUGCCCGACGGCCCCCCGACGCCAGGCAGCGGCCAGCAAGGGACGGUCCUGCCCGCCGGACGCCACGAGUUCCCCUUCGCCUUCACGCUGCCCGAGCGCCUGGCCACCUCCUUCGAGGGCAAGCACGGCAGCGUCCGCUACUGGGUGAAGGCCAAGCUCCGCCGGCCCUGGGCCCCCGCCCGCCGCGCCAAGCAGGAGUUCACGGUCCUCGAACCCCUCGACAUCAACACCCCCGCCCUGCUGGCUCCUCAGGCCGGCGCCAAAGAGAAGGUGGUGCGCACCUGGUACGGCAGCCAGGGACAGGUGUCCGUCUCCGCCAAGAUCGACCGCAAGGGCUACACGCCAGGUGAGGUCAUCCCCAUUUUUGCCGAAAUUGAGAACGGCUCCACCCGCUCGGUGGUCCCCAAGGCAGCCAUUAUCCAGACACAGACGUUUCUGGCCCGGGGCACCAAGAAGCAGAAGAAGUCGGUUGUGGCCAGCAUUGUGGGAGACUCCGUCGCAGCCCACAAGCGGGAUGUGUGGCACGGGCGAGCGCUCAAGAUCCCCCCCGUGGGGCCCUCCAUCCUGCAGUGCCGCAUCCUCCACGUGGAGUACUCCCUCAAGGUCUGUGUCGACAUUCCAGGGACUUCUAAGCUCUUCCUGGAGCUGCCGCUGGUGAUCGGGACGAUCCCGCUGCAUCCGUUCGGCAGCCGCACAUCCAGCGUCAGCAGCCAGUACAGCGUCCAUCUCGACUGGCUUCAGAUGGGAAUCCCUGAACUGCCUGAGGCUCCACCAGACUACUCCUCUGUGGUGACCGGUGAAGAAGAACCCCUGGAGACUCUGUCCCCUCCGCACCAGGGUGAGGCCCCCAGCAGCUUGGAAGGCCCCUUCUUUGCCUACAUCCAGGAAUUCCGCUACCGCCCGCCCCCCCUGUACUCAGAGGUGGACCCCAAUCCAAUCCGCCCGCGCUGCAUGACGUGCUGAAGGAAGCCUUGUCGGUCUCGAGAUCGUGGCUUGGAGCGGAAAUCCCUUUUGUGGAGGGUGGCGAAGAAGGCGUUGCCCCUUCUGGGACUGCUGCUCUGCUCGGAGUACCCAGGGUCGAGCGCUCCACUGAAGAGCUGGUUGACGUCCGUCUGGACUUGACUGGUGAUGAAGGAAGGAGAGGGCUCUUCCUUUGCCCAUGAAUAGUGGCUGCUCAAGAUUGCGCGCACAUUGGUCUGAAGCCACAAAGGCGUCCUCCCGGUUGUUGCGAGCGGGCCGGGGUGGUGUUUAUCCUUGGCCUGUGGAGCAAAUCCCCCCCCCUGCAGAGAGGAAUCCCACACGUGCCUUGAAGAGGGAAGCUGCUCCAGUGCCUUCUGAAGGAAGUUUCACUACCAGGACAGAGCGACCACCACGGCACUGCUGGCUGUAGUUUGGGUGGCCCCCUGUUUUCAAGACUGGCUGACUUGCAGCACCCACAGGGUUGGGGGUUCAUGUGCAUUUCUGGGGAAGCGGCUCCACCAUCAUUUGGAGGGGGGUGGAGUUUGUGUUUCUGGACCUGUGGGGGGGGGGGCUGUGGUGGUGGUUGGUUACUGCGCUAACCAGCGGGUGGAAGCCAAGGGGGCUGCACCUUCCCAGAUCUGCCGCUGCCUUUUGCGCAUGCAUGACUCUCUCUCUGAGGCGGAGAGACGAAUCUUCUUUGGAAAGGGUGCAUCCCAACGGCAGGCCUUUCUGGGACGGUGUCCUUGAAUGGCGUUCCUCAAAAGCUCAACACGGAAUCUAGCAGGGCUUUUUGGUGGUGGUUGUUUUGAAAAGGCAGAAGUGAGCCAUUUGCAUGGGAAGUUCCUUGCAUGUGCCUUUUGAAGGAAAGAGGAAGACUGUUCUCCAAAUUUGCCGGGGGUGGGGGUGGUGGGCGGGAGACGGCACGCUCAAAGAUGCAUUCCACGAACAAAAAAAAAACCUUUCCAUUUCCCCACUGGCAUUAUUUUGUACCUCUUUUCUGACAUGCUCCAGUUUUGAUGCACUUUUAAAAAUUGUAUAUUUUCAUAUUCUUGUUUUGUAGCUUUCUAAAACUUGUUUGAGGAAACAAAGGGGUUUUUUGAGUGUAUGUAUAUAUAUAUAGGAGGAUUUCUGGUUUUCUACAAAGAAUGACAAUAAACUCAUGAAACUUU